AUGACCUUUUACACUGCUGGGAAUAUCAUACCAGCGCUUUCUCGUCGAGAUGAUAUUGAGGAAGUUAUGCGUGAUUGGGAAAGCAGGUAUUCGACAUAUAUCACAACAUCAAUAUUCAUCACAACAUUCAAUGUCAACGGCCGAAUGCCAACUCAUGAGGAUUUGCCGAAUUGGUUAACGUGCGAUGGAGCAUCUGCACCAGAUUUUUAUGUUAUUGGAUUACAAGAAAUGGACCUUUCUCCUCAGGCUUUCCUCAUGAAUACUUCAGCACGUCACUCUGGAUGGCAGAUUGUCAUUCAGAAAUCUCUUCCUACUUCCGCCAACUAUAUUCUGGUCCAAGAAGCGCAUUUGGUUGGUAUAUUGUUGAUGAUUUACCGCCGCAUUGAUUGUGAAGUUCGGGUUGAAAAUACAGCAAUUGAUGUUGAAAUUGUACCAACUGGUUUCCCCCUACUGGGUCGUAUGGGUAAUAAGGGUGGUGUGGCUAUCAGUUUGCAGAUUAAUGAUAGCUAUCUUUGUUUUGUGAAUUCUCAUUUUGCUGCUGGACAGGAAGAAUUGGAAAAAAGAAAUCAAGAUUACAGGGAAAUAUCACAAGUUCGCUUCCCAAAAAGCAAUAAAAGUUUGUUUGAUCAUGAUGUCAUAUUCUGGUUUGGUGAUAUGAAUUUUCGUCUGGAAACUAAUAGUAAUUUGAGUAAUGAUGAUUUCCGUCGUCUUUGCUAUGACGAGAAUGCAUUUAGAGAUAUGAUAGUAUUUGAUCAGCUAAAAAAGCAGAAAAAGCUUAAUCAUAUAUUCGUUGAUUUUAAAGAACCAGAUAUUUUAAAUUUCCGCCCUACGUAUAAAUAUGAUCCUGGAACGACAAGAUGGGAUACCAGUGAUAAAUGUCGUUGUCCAGCUUGGUGUGAUCGAAUUUUGUGGUGGAACCGUGAUGGAGUGAAUGUCCGGCAAAAAGUCUACGAAAGUGUAGAAUCGGUGGUAUUUUCAGAUCAUAAACCAGUGCGAUCUAUAUUUUAUGUAGAAGUACGGCAUGUCGAUGAAGCUAAACGGAGUGCUUGUUUGGAGGAAGCUGUACGGGAAGCAGAUCGCCGUGCAAAUGAGGCACUUCCGCAGAUUGAAUUAUCGCAAAGCGAAGUGGAUUUCGGUAAAGUGUAUUUUUUUCAAAGUGCAUCUAGAACAAUAACAAUUAAAAAUACGGGUAAAACGAAAAUUUCAUUUUCGUUUGAUGCGAGACCAAACCGUAUUGCAUUAUGUGAACCUUGGCUCUCUGUUACACCGCCCAAUUCAAGGCUUCAACCGGGUGCCUCCUGUACUAUUAGUUUGCAGAUUUUAAUUGAUAAAGCAGUAGCAUGGACAAUAAAUGGAGAUGAGAAACUAUCGGAAAUCCUGGUACUUCGAUUGCACCGUGGAAGGCAUUAUUUUGUUACUGUUUCGGCUUAUUAUCAGUACAGCGCUUUUGGUUCAUCAUUUGUUAAUCUAAUUCAUAUGGAAAAAAGAAAAACAUCUGCAUCUGAACUUAAUUUGACCUAUAGUCCUGCAUCACUUAUAUCCGCUGUUGUGGCUGGCGUACCGGAAUCUGUUUUUCGUAUCAGUGAAGCAUUAAAACAAAAUGGUUUAGAAAAGAUUUGUUUUGAUGACCCUUCUGCACACAGCGAAUUCAUAGCAUUACGAAAUGCAUUAGAUACUGGAAAACCAAAAAAUUUGUUUGAAGCAUGCAAAUCAGCUUUCAGUAUGUAUGACACUUUCUUAACACUUAUCACAUCCUUUAAAGAAUCUAUAAUACCUCCAGCUUUACAAAUGGAAUGUUUGCGGGCAGCCAGUGACAUUAAUAGUUGUUGGUCAUGUGUUGAGAAAUUCCCUGUCGAGAAUCGCAAUAUGUUUAUUUAUUUUAUUGGUUUUGUUUCUGAGCUGGUAAAAUGGAAUAGCACUGCAAAUAGUCAAAUGCAGUUGAUAGCUGAUAUUAUAUUCAAACGACCGACUGGUGAUGGUGGUUGUUUACAGCGUUUAAAAUUUUUGGAAACAUGUGUAUCGGGAAGUCGAGAAGUUAGCAAGAAUGCUCCAUCAAUCUCUAUACAUUACCAGCACGAUGCUGAUCUCAUUGUUUUGUGA
Brugia malayi is the source of this 2100-nucleotide messenger RNA. RefSeq lists its product as uncharacterized. The transcript is spliced from 14 exons. Gene Ontology annotation, biological process: phosphatidylinositol dephosphorylation. NCBI's taxonomy places the organism in Eukaryota, Metazoa, Nematoda, Chromadorea, Rhabditida, Onchocercidae. Gene Ontology annotation, cellular component: membrane. Gene Ontology annotation, molecular function: phosphatidylinositol-4,5-bisphosphate 5-phosphatase activity. The coding region runs from base 1 to 2100 and encodes 699 amino acids. The record is from RefSeq and is a predicted model, not a curated record.